This is a messenger RNA of Topomyia yanbarensis, 638 nucleotides long. RefSeq names its product glutathione S-transferase 1-like. Gene Ontology annotation, molecular function: glutathione transferase activity. NCBI's taxonomy places the organism in Eukaryota, Metazoa, Arthropoda, Insecta, Diptera, Culicidae. The record is from RefSeq and is a predicted model, not a curated record. The coding region runs from base 1 to 561 and encodes 186 amino acids. The transcript has a single exon. Gene Ontology annotation, biological process: glutathione metabolic process.
AUGUUAGUACGUUCGAAAAGAACGCGUAUCACAUUUUUGUCUGUUUUAAAGAUCAAUCCUCAGCACUGCGUGCCAACUCUGGUAGACAGUGGUUUUUCUCUGUGGGAGUCUCGUGCCAUCAUGAUCUAUCUGGUAGACAAGUAUGGAAAGAACGACCAGCUGUAUCCGAAGGAUCCGCAAAAGCGGGCACUGGUUAAUCAGCGUCUGUACUUUGAUAUGGGAACACUGUACCAACGCUUCGGAGAUUACUACUAUCCACAGAUCUUCGAAGGUGCUACGGCGAAUCCCGCCAACUACGACAAGAUUGGCGAAGCUCUGCAAUUCUUAAACAAGUUCCUUGAAGGUCAACACUUUAUAGCCGGAGGGGAUGUCCUAACCCUAGCGGAUUUAAGCGUCCUAGCUUCGUUGACUACGUUCGAGGUCGCCGGUUACGAUUUUUCAGCUUUUAAAAAUGUUAAAGAUUGGUACGAUAGAAUUCAAAAACUUGCUCCGGGUGCGGAUACCAACCGCACUUGGGCGGAAGCCGCCCGACCGCUUUUCAAUAAAGUGCGAAAACCUUGACAACUCAAUUAACGGACGAAUAGUUUUGUUUGCCUUCCCGCGAAUCGCCUAAUAAAUACCUUUACCUAGUCAUAGAA